AACUAUACCCAUUUGGCUGAUUCAUCAACAAGUCGCUCGGAGCACGACCGAACACUUCUAUACAAUCCACUGCGCAAUGGCAGAGAGUCCUGUCUGCCUUUGCCACCCGUCAACCAAGCAUCCCGGUCUUCUCUAUCACACAGCGGCCAAGUAAUUUGGCUUCCUGUGCUAUCGCAUGAAAGGAUCCCUGAACAUGUAAGAUAUCCAGUCAAAUGUGCAUUAUGUAGCGGAGUUUAUGAACGAUAUUAUAUGCCGGCUCACGAGCGCACUCACACCGGCGAGCAGCCUUUCCAGUGUCCGAUCUGUCCUAGACGUUUCUCAAUGAAAGGUGGCAUGAAAAAACAUGUGGUAAAAGUGCAUAAGAUCACGAAUCCAUACCAGCUGGAAAUUCUGAUCGAGCAAGCCAUUAUGGAAUUCCAGCAUCCAUAA
Molecule: messenger RNA, 429 nt
Organism: Gongylonema pulchrum
Lineage: Eukaryota; Metazoa; Nematoda; Chromadorea; Rhabditida; Gongylonematidae
Source: the annotation of a GenBank genome assembly